AUGGCGCAAGAAAAAAUGUCUCUAGAAGAUUGGCUGGACGAUCUCUGCGUCCGAUUCAUCAUAAACCUCCCCCGAGAGGACCUCUCAUCAGUGGCGCGCAUCUGCUUCCAAAUUGAAGAGGCGCAAUGGUUCUACGAAGACUUCAUCCGGCCCUUAGAUCCCACCUUACCAUCCAUGUCAUUGAGGACGUUCAGUCUGAAGAUGUUCCAGCACUGCCCGCUUCUGGCGUCCUUCUCCGCCGACAUUCACCUUAAGGCGUUCGAUGAGUUCAUGCAGUAUAAGACCAGAGUCCCCGUCCGAGGGGCCAUCAUGCUCAAUGAUGCCAUGGACGCCGCAGUGCUUGUUAGAGGGUACAAGAAGGGGGCGAGCUGGAGUUUCCCUCGAGGGAAGAUCAACAAAGAUGAAGAUGAUGUCGAUUGCGCAAUUCGAGAGGUCUACGAGGAGACAGGCUAUGAUAUCCGCGCAGCUGGCUUGAUGGAGAAGAACUCACCUGUCCAUCCCCUCGAGGUCACUAUGCAUGACCAACAAGUGCGGCUGUACGUCUUCCGUGGUAUUCCAGAGGACACCGUUUUCGAAACGAGAACAAGGAAAGAGAUAGGCGAUAUUAAAUGGUAUAAGCUUUCCGAUCUGCCUGCAUAUAGGAAAAAGAAAGGCGCUGCAAAGAAUCAAGGUCCAGGGACGUCUUCGCAAGAUAGGUUCUAUAUGGUUGCGCCCUUUAUGGUGCAACUAAGACAAUGGGUUUUGAAGCAGAAGAAGCUGGACGAGCAGAGCGCCCCAGCUUAUACUGGACAUCUUCAUCCACAAGCUUUGUAUGAAGAAAACCUCAUAGAUGAUAACAUAUUGCACGAGCCGCCACCACCACCUUCCAGCUCACAUCCAGAAAAUAUCGAUAGCGCAACUAGAGAGUUACAGCGGCUCCUUCAGAUCAAACCCCCCACUCAAGGCCUCCAGCUCCCAUCUCAGACUCCAAACCAGCCGGCCGGACAGGCGUUACUGUCUAUUCUACAACCUAAGACGGUCAAUACGGGAUCCAGACCAGGACAAAGCCAACUCCAUGAACCCUAUGGUGAAGAAAUCACAAACAUGCUUCACUCAUCGACAAUGCAUCAUCAUGGGCAGGCUCAUGUAUUUUCUGGAUCCAAUUCCUCGGCACCAUCAUCAUUCCCUAUCAACGCGCAUACUGGCCCGUCUGUCCAGCAACAAUAUCCCCUUAGACCGCGACCGCAAGUCUAUAUCACGAAUGAAAUCCCCCAACUGAUACGGAAACCAGAAAAUCCACCUGUCCAGCUAUUGCAUCCGCAACCUCUACCUCCCCAGGUCCAAAAGGAGAUGCUUCUACGUGAUCUACGCGAACUGGCCUCAUCACCAAAUGUUAUAGGUAGUGCCAAUCAGCCCGCUUCUCAUGGCCUACCUCAGGGUCUGCACUCAGUAGCUGGUGGUGCCCAACUUCAGCCUCAACAACAUAGAGGCAUGGACGAGCGUGCAAAGCACGGGCCUCAAUUAGGUGCACAUUCUGUCAACUUACUAAACGUAUUAAAAGGGGAUAGUCUUCCGGCUUCAGGAGCGCCGGUCGCCACUUCAUACCCUCCGUCUUUGACCAGUAACUUGCCCUCCCUUGGAGAGAGCCAGCGCCGGGUACAACCAACACACACUCCUGAGGCCGCAUUCCGUGGCCAGUACGGCGGCACAGCCAUACCGUCGGCUCCAUAUCCUGCAGCCACUAUGAACGCACCAGCCCCCUUUUCGCGUGGUAACCACCGUCCCAUUGCACCAACAGACCAGCACCGUGUCUCGUUGUUAGGCUUGCUAAAAACCGGGUUGCCUGCCGUCCCUCAACAGGGCGACGGCCAAGGCGCGUCAUUAUCAACGGCCGUCCCUCGGGUCGACAAGGCCGAUUCGCCAAUUCAACAGCGCACAAGACACGGCCCGUCUACUGCUGAUGUUCUAAAAACUGCCGCUAGGGGGAACGGACAACCUAUUCAGUUCAAUCCUGAGCUCAAUUUACCUUACGGUGCACAUUCUAUACUGCGCCGUGGUCCUAGCCGUACAUCAGCUCAGAGUCCAGCGUUACCUACACGAAAUUCCAAUGAGGUUACUAUCAACCCACCGACGCGUUCUCAUCCGAGUCCAGCGUCAUCGCGAGGCAAAAUGUCGCCUCGGCGCCACAUGUCACCUUACCAGAGUUACCUAAAUACGCGUGUUCAGUCUCCAAAGCAAGCAGCUAGCCAGGUCCAGACACAUGCUAUACCGUCUUACCCGUUUGGCGGGAGUCAGGGUGGCGCCACCAAUCCUCUAUCACAAGUUCGGGGCUCUCCAUCUGCCUCUACGCUUCCUACGCCUGGCAUGAUCAAGCCCCGGCAAAAUUCGACAGUGGAGCACAAAAACACAUUGUUGUCCAUAUUAGGAAAGCCACCGGCGCCAGAAAUUGAACAGGGCAUGACUAAGGAUGCGGUAGGAUCUGAACAGAUGGCUACUGGUCCUGGACCGAUGCCUCGUUCACGGCUGACGUCAUUUGCUUCGCAGCGGUCAAGGCGUAAUAGUGCGACGCCUCUUUCGUCCGCAGAUCGGAACUUUUUGCUAGGUUUUUUAGAGAACGCUUCAAACAAUGCGAAGGGCUGA
Xylaria bambusicola is the source of this 2619-nucleotide messenger RNA. RefSeq lists its product as uncharacterized. Lineage: Eukaryota; Fungi; Ascomycota; Sordariomycetes; Xylariales; Xylariaceae. Gene Ontology annotation, cellular component: cytoplasm; P-body. The transcript is spliced from 2 exons. Gene Ontology annotation, molecular function: 5'-(N(7)-methylguanosine 5'-triphospho)-[mRNA] hydrolase activity; RNA binding; manganese ion binding. Bases 1 to 2619 code for a protein of 872 amino acids. Gene Ontology annotation, biological process: nuclear-transcribed mRNA catabolic process, nonsense-mediated decay; deadenylation-dependent decapping of nuclear-transcribed mRNA. The record is from RefSeq and is a predicted model, not a curated record.